Molecule: messenger RNA, 4614 nt
Organism: Arabis nemorensis
Lineage: Eukaryota; Viridiplantae; Streptophyta; Magnoliopsida; Brassicales; Brassicaceae
Source: the annotation of a GenBank genome assembly
AUGGACGAUGGAAACAAGGCUACACACGUCAUCGACAUCAACUGCUCAGAUACAUUACAGUACUCCUUAGCUAGCCACCUCUCCGUGAAUUUCAGACGGAAAGGCAUUUAUGCAUUAGUAAAUUGCAAUGGGACUCUGGAUGAGAUAGAGAGAGCUAGUGCUUCUGUGGUGGUUUUCUCUAAGAACUACCUUUCCUCCACCUCAUGCCUGGACAAGCUCGUGAGGGUUCUUCAGUGCCGGAGGAAAAACAGUCAGCUGGUGGUUCCAGUGUUUUAUGGCGUUAGUCCAUCAGAUGUUGUAGUGUCUGAGCACGAGUCAGCUGAUCAGCUAAGAGAAUGGAGUAGCGCACUGCAAGAGCUAAGAGAAUUACCAGGCCACCAGUCUAGGGAGGAAUGCGGUGAUUGCGAACUUGUGGAAGAGAUUGUCAAAGAUGUGUAUGAAAAAAUAUUUCCCACGGAAAACAUUGGAAUCAACUCGAGGCUCCGGGGGAUAGCACACUUGCUUUGCAAGCAAACAUGGGGUAUCCGUCGCAUAGGGAUAUGGGGUAUGCCUGGCAUAGGCAAGACGACACUUGCUAAAGCAUUUUUUGACCAGAUAGCUGGAGGCUAUGAAGCUUCUUGUUUCAUCGAACAGUUUGAUAAGGCGUUUCAUGAGAAGGGACUUCACCCUUUGUUGGCUGAGCAUUUCGGGAAAAUUCUGAAGGCAUUGCCUGGUGUAUGCAGUAGCAUUACGAGGCCUAGCUUCCCUAGGGACAAAUUAAACAAGAAGAGAACACUUGUUGUUCUUGAUGAUGUGCACAAUCCUUUGGUUGCCGAGUCUUUUCUUGGAGAGUUUCAUUGGUUUGGCCCAGGAAGCCUAAUCAUCUUAACCUCCAGAGAUAAACAAGUUUUCCGCCUUUGUCAGAUCAAUCAUGUGUAUGAGGUUCAGAGCUUAAAUGAGAAUGAGGCGCUGCAGCUACUCUCUCACUGUGCAUCUGGAAAAGAUAUAAGAGAACCAAAACUCCGAGAAUUAUCAAUGGAAAUGAUUGAUUAUGCAAAUGGAAAUCCAUUAGCUCUCAGCUUUUACGGCAGAACUCUUAAGGGAAAGAAACUGUCAGAAACGAAGACGACAUCCCUCAAACGCGAGCUGCAUACUCUACAUGAUAUAUUCAAGAGCAGCUACGAAACACUCGAUGACAACGAGAAGAAUAUUUUUCUCGACAUUGCUUGUUUCUUCAAGGGAGAAAAUGCUGACUAUGUGAUGCAAUUGCUUGAGGGGUGUGGUUUUUUUCCACAUGUUGAGAUUGAUGUUCUUGUGGAAAAGUGUCUGGUGACUAUUUCAGAAAACAGAGUGGACAUGCAUAAUUUAAUCCAAGACGUGGGCCGAGAAAUAAUCAACCGAGAAACAAGACAGAUCGAGAGGCGACGCAGACUAUGGAAUCCUUCGACCAUCAAACUUCUACUUGAAGAUGACGAAUUCAAUGGCACUGAAGACAUCGAGGGCAUAUUUAUGGACACAUCUAACUUAAUGUUCGAUGUGAAGCCUAAUGCUUUUGAGAAUAUGAUCAACCUUAGAUUCCUGAAGAUUUAUUGUCCCAGUGAUGAAAAGCAUUGUGGACUCCGCCUUCCAAAAGGACUUGAGUCUCUGCCUUUUGAGUUAAGACUCCUUCACUGGGAGAACUAUCCUUUGCAAUCCCUGCCACAAGACUUCGACCCAUGCCACCUCGUUGAACUCAAUAUGCCUCACAGUCAGCUUCAGAAACUUUGGGUAGGAACCAAGAACCUAGAGAUGCUGAAGAUGGUCAGGCUUUGUCAUUCCCUUCAGCUAACUGAAAUUGAUGAUAUUUGUAAAGCCCAAAAUGUCGAGCUUAUUGAUUUACAAGGCUGCACAAAAUUGCAGUGUUUUCCACCCAUGUGUCAUUUACAACAUCUCCGAGUUGUAAAGGUCUCAGGUUGCAGAGAGAUCAAAAGUUUUCCAGAGGUUUCAGCCAAUAUUGAGGAACUGCAUCUCCAGGGAACUGGCAUAACAGAAUUACCAGUAUCCUCUGUGACCCUCUCCCAACAAGCUAAGUUGAACCGAGAGCCGUCCAAUCUUCCAACAGAUUUCUCAGGUGAUUCAGAUGUUUUGAAUGUUAAGAGAUCAACAAGCCUGGUCAAAGUCAUCUCAUCUAAUCAAUACCUUGGUAAACUUGUUUGCCUGAAUAUGAAAGAUUGUUCUCAUUUGCAAAGUCUGCCUCACAUGGUUGAUUUAGAAUCUCUUAAAGUUCUUAAUAUUUCUGGAUGCUCAAAGCUCGAGCAUAUUCAGGGUUUCCCACGAAACUUAAAAGAGUUAUAUCUCGCUGGCACCGCCAUACAAAAACUGCCACAGCUUCCCCAAAGCCUAGAAGUCUUGAAUGCACAUGGCUGUGUGUCACUCCAAUCAAUUCCUUUUGGUUUCAAACAGCUUCCUAGGUAUUGCGCAUUCAGUAAUUGCUUUGCUCUUUCUGAUCAAGUGGUCAGCGAAUAUUUAAAGAACGCUCUCGCUUAUGUAGAAUGCACAGCAAAAGAGUAUCAUCAGCAGGAACUCAACAAAUUUCUGGAUUUCAGCUUCAGUGUUUCUCUACCUGCAAAAAGGAAAUUCACAUUUCAUCUGCAACCUGGAUACUCUUCGUUGAUACAACUGGGUCCUUCUUGGAAAAGCACGCAUGUGGCCUUUGCUAUAUUAGUUGAAGCUGCUUUUUCGGAGGAUUACCAAAACGCUACCGCUUUUGGCUUCAAGUGUGUCUGCAGGUGGAAAGACAAGGAAGGCCUCUCUCAUAGGCUAAAAAAAACUUUUAAUUGUUGGAGUCCUGGGGAAGGUGAUCAGAAGUUUCAAAAGGAACACCUGUUUGUCUUCUGUGAUCUCGAUUUGCAUCCGAGUACCAGUACAGGAAAGGACCCUGAUAUAUUGGCUGAUCUUAUUGUAUUUGAAAUUUAUCCUGUCAACAAGCAGAUGGAACUUGUAGACGAGAGUUGUACUGUGACGAGAUGUGGAGUGUAUGUAAUAAAUGCUGCAAAUGGAGAUACAAGUCUUGACAUGAGUCAACUGGUAUUGUCCUUGGAUCACCCAAAGAUGCUUUCUGAUGAUGAAGUUGAAGAAGCAUUCAGGGGCUUAGAUGAGAAAGAUAAAACUCUAUUUCUUUACAUCGCGUGUUUGUUCAAUGAUGAGGAAGCUGAUUUGAUUGCACCGCUUAUUGCUAGCAUUGGCUUGGGAAUUAGCUCUGGGUUCCAGGUCCUGGUCGAUAACUCUCUCAUAUGUAUAUCUACCUACGGUGUUAUAGUGCGACGUAACUUGCUACGAACAAUGGGUCGGGAUAUCGUUCUUAGACAAUCCAUGCUACCUGAUAGCUUGAAAAUAAACAAUACACCAUCAGUACAAUCUGGCGAGUUGGUUGGAAUCGAAGAUCAUGUGGCAAACAUGAGUUCUUUGUCAAGUUCGAAAUCUGAGGACGAGAAGACGGUUGAGAUCUCAGGUGACUCAGGAAAAGGGGAAGAAAUCGAUUCAAGUAUGGUUGAGCCAGUGGAGCCUCCGAUUGGGUUUAGAGAACAAGAAAAACAUAACUACACGAUGUGGCAAACAUUUUUCGAAAUUGUCACUAAGUAUGUUCCAGUUAAGCCCAUCGGGAGUGGUUUUGACGGGGUGGUUUGCUCUGCCAUCAACAGGGAGACAAACAAGAAAGUUGCCAUUACGAAGAUCCUUAAUGUGUUUGAGAACAGGAUCACUGCUGUGAGAACAUUGAAGUAUAUGAACCUUCUUAGGCAUGUGAGGCACGAUAAUAUUAUCGCACUCAACGAUGUUAUGUUGUCUGGUCACAGGACAAGCUUCAACGAUGUGUACAUGGUUUAUGAGCUUAUGGAUACUGAUCUGCAUCAGAUUAUUAAGUCCUCUCAGUCGCUCUUUGAUGAUCACCGCAAGUACUUCUUGUUUCAGUUGCUACAAGGAUUGAAGUAUCUUCACUCGGUGAACAUCCUUCACCGUAACUUAAAGCCAGGGAACCUCCUUGUGAACGCCAACUGUGAUCUAAAGAUAUGUGAUUUUGGGCUUGCAAGAACAAGCAUACGUAUUGGUACCGAGUAUUGGUACCAAGCCCCCGAGCUUCUUCUCGGCUGUAACAACUACGGAACCUCCAUUGAUGUCUGGUCAGUCGGCUGCAUAUUCGCAGAGAUUCUUGGCAGAAAACCUAUCUUCCCUGGAACAAAAUCUCUUAACCAACUAAAGCAAAUCAUCAACGUUCUUGGUAGCCAAGAAGAAUCAGAUCUCCAGUUCAUAAACAACCCGAAAGCCCGAAGCUAUAUCAACUCUCUCACGGGCUCGAAGGGUACCCUCUUUUCCAAUCUCUAUCCGAAAGCCGAUACACUAGCUAUAGACUUGCUAGAGAAGAUGCUCGUGUUUGACCCAACCAAGAGGAUAACGGUCACUGAAGCACUCUCACAUCCUUACAUGGCAGACCUGUUCAACUCUAAACACAUCCCACCUGCGCGAGUCCCCAACACUCUGGACAUAGAUGAGAACAUGGAAGAACACACGAUACGAGAGAUGAUGUGGAACGAAAUGCUUUACUACCACCCUGAAGCAACUGCAUCUCAAAGGCCUUCCAAGAUUCUUAAGAGUUCUUAG